UUGACGGACGAUUUUAAGCUUUUAUGAGGGUUGAGUUCAGACACAAAAUUAAACUAUUGAGAAUUUGAUAGUUUCCAGUGAUUUAAUCCCCCCUUCCCUACUCUAUGGCUUCUGGUUCCAACAUGGACAUAGAGGGCGCGACCCAGCACCUUCGGGACAUCUUAAAACUGGAUCGUCCCGGUAAUUCGGCCGAGCCUUCUUUGGUAGAGAGCCAGAGAAAACCAUCUUUCAAUGGAGAGUUGAAUGGCAUUCUUGGAGCGGAUCUUAUUGGAGCAGGAGGACUUGCGACAAUGUUGGAGCCAACUGCUCACAACUUAGACAAACUUAAUGGACAGGACACACAGACUAUCUGCCUUUCAGGAGACGAUGGAUCCACCUGUGUCCCCAUCAGAGCAAACAAUGUUGAAAUUGUGUCCAGUCGUGACUCUAGUAUUGACAGUAAGGCUCGUGGCAGCAACAAGGUUAAAAUUCAGCCAGUGGCCAAAUAUGACUGGGAGCACAAGUACUACUAUGGCAAUUUAAUAGCCGUGUCCAACUCAUACUUGGCUUAUGCCAUCAGAGGCGCAAACAAUCAUUCUAUGAUCCGAGUGCUGCGGUUGGGAUCAACCGAGCGUUCGCUGCUGAAGGGCUUCACCGGUGCAGUCACAGACCUUGCUUUCGCCCACUUGGACUCCACCCUGUUGGGCUGCGUGGAUGAGGCUGGAAACAUGUUCAUUUGGCAGCUCACUAGCCACAGCAGCAAAAUACACGAUGAAGUGAUCGUUCACAUCCGAAGGCCUGAGGACACCCCACUAAAUUCCAACCGCAGACUCAUCUGGUGUCCCUUCAUCCCGGAGGACAAUGAUGAGAACCCAGAGGAUGCGUGUCAGACACUGGCACUCCUUCAUGAAGACCGAGCUGAGGUUUGGGACCUUGACAUCCUCCGAUCCAAUAACAGCUCAUGGCCUGUGGACGCCACAGAACUGAAAGAGGGCUUCAUCACCAUUAGAGGACACACAGCACGCAUUAGUGAGGGAGCUCUGUCCCCUGAUGGCACGGUCUUGGCCACAGCCAGUCAUGAUGGAUUUGUAAAGUUUUGGCAAAUCUACAUUGAAGGACAGGACCAACCCAGAUGCCUGCAUGAAUGGCAGCCACAUAAUGGACGGCCUCUUUCCUGCCUGCUCUUUUGUGACAACCACAAGAAGCAAGACCCAGAAGUUCCUUUCUGGCGCUUCCUGAUCACUGGAGCUGAUCAGAACCAGGAACUUAAGAUGUGGUGCACAGUGUCAUGGACGUGCUUACAAACUAUCAGAUUUUCCCCUGAUCCAUUCAACAGCAGUGUACUACCCAGCUUGAAGGCCAGUUUGGACCUGUCUGCAGAAUUUCUCAUUCUCAGUGAUGUUCAGAGGAAGGUGUUGUAUGUCAUGGAGCUGUUACAGGAUCAGGAAAAAGGCUGUGCCAGCUUCACUGCAGUUUCAGAGUUUCUGCUUACACACCCUGUGCUCAGCUUCGGCGUACAGGAUGUCGCCCGCGCCAGACUGCGCCACACAGAAGUCCUUCCCCCUGAUGAGGAAAGUGAAAGCAUGACGACAGAAGGAAACCAGGGACCCUCGGAGUCCAAAUCAGGAAUCCAGAUUAAACUCUACUGCGUGCAUACAAAAUCACUACAGGAUGUGCAGAUCUGGUUCCAGCCCAAUCAGGGGGCCUCUUCCUCCCUCUUCAUGCCACAGUCUGGAUCACAGGAUGGCUUUGGGUUUUCUGACCCACUGGCUGAUCUGAAUGUGGAGGCAAUGAGCUCUGAUAAAGAGUCUGGUGAUAGUGGAUCACAGAAUGACCUGAGUAAGAUUCUGGCUCUUCCAACUCCAGCUGACUUCAUGAGUCCAGCCCCAUCAGCCUUGCCCAAACUCAUGACCCCAGAUGCCUUCAUGACGCCCAGCGCCUCCAUGCCCGCUUCUCCUGGCAGCAGUGCCAGCAGCCUGACCAUAGUCACGGCCAUGAGCAGCUCAGAUAGCGGUGCAAGAGGUGGAGAUGAUCUUACCCAGAGCCCUAAAAUGUCUGUCGAAUGUGGCAACAGCAGCUUGACUCUGAAUGCCAGCGCAGGCAGUCCAAGAUCCAACUCUAUCCUCAUCUCAGGCCUUGGGGAAAAUAUCCAGGUUUCCCCUCCAAACCCUCCCCUCUCCCUGGAUCUCCAGGCCAUAGACCCCAUGGUUGUCCCCCAGGCCUCUCCGACCAGAGCUCGCUCUCCAGAUGUCAUCUCCUCUGCUUCUACGGCAAUGUCCCUGGACAUCCCCGAGAUCGCCUCAGAGACCCUGCAGAGGGGGCUGCCCGGUGCUGCUGCUGACUCAGGCCCUGUCCUGCAUUCUGACAGCAUGGCAUCAGCCGCAUCAGUCCUCCACCUGUUGUCUCCAAGAGCCCGGAGCAGUGCUGAGCACAGUUUGCUGCUUCUGGAAUUGGGUGCAGCAUCUGUGGAUGGAGAACAGAGACUCAAUAACACACCCUCCCUGCUGGAGACGGCUCUGUCGCAGGAGAACGCAGUAGCAGCUGGAGGAUCCUGUUCGGACAGCAGCGUGAACCACACCUGGCCCGCAGCACCUGAUAUCACACGAGAAACUCGCAACAGCCUGAGAGACAAUGGUUUGGGAGACUGCUCUAGGGAGGAAAUAAAGGACAGAUACAUUUCUUCUCCAUACCACAGGCGCACAUAUCACCUGACUCAGAACGACAGUCAAGAUGCAAGUGCAGAGCAGAGUGAUCAUGAUGAUGAGGUUGCCAGUCUGGCCUCCUCCUCGGGAAAUUGUGGCCCUCACUCCUCUCACAGACUUCCUGUGAAAGACUGGAAAACAUCUCCCUGCAGCUCGCCUAAGCUCAAGAGGAAGAGCAAGAAGGAUGAAGUAGAGUCCUCACAGUCUAGACAGAUUGAGAACCAGAUGAGCACAGAGGUGCAGGAUGAGCUCCUACAGAUGUUACGGAGCCAGCAAAGGGAGAUCGCUGAGCUGAGACAGAACCAGCUGGACAUUCUGCAGAGAGUCACCAGCCACAUGGAUGCUGUGCAGAGCUCCAUCAUGGCUCACAUUGAGCACGCCAUGUUGGCUCAGCAGGAACAAGAACAGAGAAGAAUGGAGAGAAUUCUGGCUGAAGGACAAAGCCGGAACCAACAGUUCCAGGACCAGCUGGUUCAGCAGCUCGUCCAGACUCUGAACAACAGUCUCUGCAACCGGCUAGACAAAGUUUUGCGUGAAGAAAUGAAGAAGACCGUCCCACAGGCCAUAUCGAAGAGUCUAGAUCCUGUGACUGGCCAGAUGAGCAGCACCAUCGCUGCCAAGUUAACCGCAGUGGAAGGAACACUGAAGGAAAAUGUCACCAAAGUAGUUAAAUCCAAGAACACUACGGAUGCUAUCGGUCGUGCCGCUGCAGAGGCCAUGCAGGGCCCCAUCCAGGCGGCCUACAAAGAGACCUUCCAGAGCAUCGUGCUGCCCGUGUUUGAGAGAGGCUGCCAGUCCAUGUUUCAGCAGAUCAAUGACAGCUUCAAACAGGGAACCAACGAGUACAUCCAACAGCUGGAGACACACAUCAAGAACAGGAAACAGCGGGACCAGGAUGCACGGGAUCCUGUGAUUGGCCAGCUGCAACAGAUGAUUGACACGCUCCAGAAUUCUCAAGACCAGCUGGCCACCACUGUGACGGCCAGCGUGUGCUCUGACGUUCAGCAUCAGCUCCACAUGAUCGUGGGAAAUCUGCAGGACUCGAUCCUGAUGCAGGUGCAGCGCAUAGUGAAGGGAGAGGUGAGUCUGGCCAUGAAGGAGCAGCAGGCAGCUGUCACCUCCAGCAUCAUGCAGGCCAUGCGCUCGGCCGCAGGAACACCUGUACCCUCCGCACAUCUGGACUACCAGGCCCAGCAGGCCAGCAUACUGCAGUUACUACAGCAGGGCCAGCUCAAUGAGGCCUUCCAACAGGCUUUAUCUGCAGCAGACUUGAAUCUGGUGCUAUACGUGUGUGAGACCAUUGACUCCCAGCAAGUGUUCGGCCAGCAGCCCUGUCCACUCCAUCAGGCCGUCCUUCUGUCUCUCAUCCAGCAGCUCUCCACCAACCUGAGCACACGCACAGAACUCAAGAUCAGCUAUCUUGAAGAUGCUGUGAUGAACCUGGACCAUGGAGAUCCAGUCACCAGAGACCACAUGUCUGCAGUGCUGUCCCAGGUACGACAGAAGCUGUUACACUUCCUGCAGCAGGACGCCCACAGCCCUCUUUGCAAGCGUGCUCGGCGCCUCAUGAUGAUGCUGCAGGGCCUGGUCAAUCACUAGAAGAGCCCCUUCGGAUGGCGCAGCUGACAUCUUCACAACCUCUCAGUCAUUGUUCUGCAGUCUCGUAGACGACCGUCAUGACCUCAUACCACCCUGCUGUUCAGUUGCUUUAUCUGUGCUCUGUAGCUUAUUGGCUCUCUCAAGAAGCACUAUUGGGAGUUGUAGUUCAGGCUUGGACUAUAUAUUGGCGGCUUUGGACUACCCCCCCAUCUUUCCCUCCCUCGUUCCUUCCAGACUAUUUUUUUAUUUUGUUUCUCUGCACAUGUGAAUAAUCCUCAGUUUGUAUGCCACACCAUCAUGAAUGCAGAACGGGACAUGGCUACUUCAGUUAUUUUCAUUAUGCGUUCAAUACCAGGAGACCACAACUUUUUUUUUCCCCUUUUUUUUUUUUUCAUUCUUGACACAUCAGGAACAAGACUGGAGAGCGUGAGAGAAUGAAAACUAACGUGAACCCUCCAAAUUUCUGCUGAAUGGAUGGUUUCCUGGCUGCUCUGCUUUCUUGUGGUGGAAUGCCGUCGAACGUUAUUGAUAAAGGUUGUAUUUAGGCCACUUAUCCUUACCUGACUCAACUGUUUUGCUGAAAAUAAUUUGGCCAAGUUACUGCUUUUUCAUGUCAAGUGGAGCAUCAUACAUGUUUCUGGAAUUUUUGUUAAUGCUAUCAGGAUUUGAAAUGGUCAAAGCAAGAUUUUUGUUCGAACAGUUUAAAUUCUGGACUAUUGCAAAAUCGACCCGCUUUCCAAUCAGCAGAGCCCUGUAAAUAUAUAUAAGAGGGCUUAUUAUGUUACCAAGGAAUGCUAACAACAUAGUUACUUGGAAUUCUUCAAAUGGAACCUUGAGUCUAUAACUUGUAGUUCGUCUGUAAGUCUCUAGAGGGCAGGCAUUUGUGUUAUCUUCUUUCUAAUUUUAUAUGCUGCUUUUGUGAUUUUUCAGCUCUUCCGCAGAAUUAGACUACAGUGAAUGCAACAAGGCUCUUCUUUUAAAAAAAAUACAGGGGUUUUUUUUUCUGUGAAAUUUUCCUUUCUGUAUCGCAGCACCCAAAUAUUUGAAAGUGUUGGAGAAAGUGGCUGAGAAAUGCCUAUUUUCUGCUCCAUUCUAGUCAGUUGUAUUUGAUUUAGACUGAGCUUGCCAACACUUGUUAUUGAUUAGGAGGGACUAUCUGGUCAUGCCCUCUGAUAAAGGCAGAACAAAAAGAAAGUGCCUUAUCAGACUAUUGUGUAUCAUAUAUUGGUAAUCGGGUCCUCUGACCCUACACUGGGCGCUGCGUUGGUGUGUGUGUGUAGCCUAUCUCCAAGCAAAUUUUCUUUUUUCACUAAAACACGGAAUUGAAGUUAGGAAUGGACAGUUUACAGCACUUGCAAGAAAAUGUUUCAGUAACAAACCUGUGAC
Molecule: messenger RNA, 5666 nt
Organism: Sinocyclocheilus anshuiensis
Lineage: Eukaryota; Metazoa; Chordata; Actinopteri; Cypriniformes; Cyprinidae
Gene: edc4
Product: enhancer of mRNA decapping 4
Exons: 29
Coding region: 105-4280 (1391 amino acids)
Biological process (GO): deadenylation-independent decapping of nuclear-transcribed mRNA
Cellular component (GO): P-body
Molecular function (GO): protein binding
Source: RefSeq, a predicted model, not a curated record